UUUCCCCUAAGUCGCCAGACUCCUCCUACCAAAGGAGCAAAGGAGCGCAGCAGCAGCACAGUCAGCUUCAAGAGCACAAAGAACAGGAGCCGCUUGCACCUUAUUGCUAGUUAAACCCAUGUAGAAGGAGACGUCAGCUCAGAGACACAUUCUCUCAAAGAGUUUUGCAGGUUUUUGGUUUUUGUGCGGCGGCUCUCUCCGUCUUCGUUCUUUCCGCUGGUUCGGGGUGUGCCUUGGGAAGGAAGCCACACUUUGAUCGCUUUGUUCUGCAGCAGCAGAAGGAGCAGACAUGGCGGUGAGGCAGAGGAUCUUCAACUCCACCGCCCCGUUCUCUGGGUCGCCGCUGGCUGAUCUGAAGGCCUCGUACCCAAAAUGCACAGUGGUGGAGAAAGGGACACAGCAGCAUCACCAACAGCAAAAACAGCAGCAGCAGCAACAGGGAGAAGAGGAGGAGGAGGAAGAGCAGUGGAAAAGCGGCAAAAGGGACUACAUCGCACGUUUGAGCCCGCUGUUGAACAAAGUGCUGACUCAGGGCACUGCCGAGCAAGUCGGAGAGACGCCGCUGAAGAGCUCCCCCUUCAUCGCGCAGGCUGAAUGUGAAUCCCAGGACUCCCAGGAGUUUAGUCCGUCCUGCUUUGAGCGUUCCUACGUUCCCUCUAGCUGUUUUGUCGUCAGUCUUCAGCCGGAGCACAACAACGUGGCUUGUCCGACAUCGGCCUCCGUCCAGGCACCGGCCCCGCUCGGCCCAAAGAAGAAGACCCGGAAAAGAGUGAAGCGCAAAGGUCGGAAAAAAGUCCCAUGGGAGAAGAAGACGAAAGAGGAGGAGAAGCUACAUAUCAAAUACCACACAUAUACCGCAGUGCCCUCUGGAGUCCCUGAACAGGAGAGUGGGAGUUCCCUGGAGCACAUCCAAGAUCAUUCGCUGCGAGGAAGAAGGAGCCCCCUCAGUUCUUCGUGCUGCAGCAGCGUGGAAGGCUCAGAAGAGCAGGAUGUAGCGCCCCCUCUCUAUUGCGCAAAGCUCCACGACAUAGGCUCCAGCUGCUCCCCGCUGGCGGCCUGUACCAAAACAUUCCCUGGCAACCUGCGCAGCCUCCACUCCUCCGGGCCGGACAGCGACUCGCUCAGCAGCGCCGGCGACUGUUCGCUGGCCCUCGCCGGGCUGCGGGGCAGCGUCAGCCAGGGCGACCCGUGUUACGCGGGGCCCUUCUUCAAAGAGGUGGAGCGUGCCGCGUGGGAGGAGGAAGAAGACAAGUGGCAAUCCGACCAGUCUGCUGACAACGAGGGGAUAAUUUUUUAUAACGAAAACAUCCAGCCUGUUGAUUCAGAGUAUAAGGAAGGGAGGGAGUUUGUCCUGUCGGAGUUUAUCAAGGAAGGCUGCUAUGGCGAAGUCCAUAGAGGCCGAGAUGUCAACACGGGCUUCAAGUUUGCUGUCAAAAAGAUCGCCCUGAAGAGGUUCAACAGCGAGGAGGCGAGCACGUGGAGUGCCCUCCGUUCUCCUCGCAUCUUGGAGCUCUUUGGAAUUGUUCGAGACGGGCCUUAUGUUUUCUUUCUCAUGGACCACAAAUCCGGCUCGCUGGGCCAGCUGAUAAUGCAGCGCGGGCGGCUACCAGAGGACCUGAGCCUCUACUACCUGUUGCAAGUCGCGACAGCACUGGAAUAUCUGGCCAAGAAAAAAGUGGUGCAUCUUGAUGUCAAAGCCGACAAUGUGUUGCUGUCCGAGGACGGCAGAGACUCCUUCCUGUGCGACUUUGGCCACGCCGAAAGAUUGGACACUGGCGGCCAAAGUCUCAGUGGAUCCCUAGACCUGAAGGGCACUGAGACGCACAUGGCCCCCGAAAUGGUGAGGGGUGAACCCCGCGGAGCCAGAGCAGAUGUGUGGAGCAGCUGCUGCAUGUUACUGCACAUGCUCAACGGUUGUCAGCCUUGGACCAGAUAUUACACCUGUAGACUCUUCCUGAAGAUAGCCAACGAGCCGCCACCGCUCCGAGAGAUCCCGCCCGGCUGCAGCACCUUCACGGCGGAGGUGAUCAAAGCGGGACUGCAGAAGGAUCCCAACAAGAGAGCGUCGGCCAGUGACAUGAAGGAACGGACAGCCAGAGCGCUCAAACAAGUCGGCGGAGUCAGAAGCCCGUGGAGCAGAUCCUACAUGCGGCCUCUCUACAUCACCAACAAACCUCCCGACUCCCUGCCAGCCCAGCGUGAAGAUGAAGAGGAGCUGAAAACAGACAGGAGUGCCAUCGUGCAGCUGAACGACAGCGACGAAGACGAGGCCGACGCGUGUGAACGAGGAACCCAUUUCGCGUUAAACCAGUCAAAAAACAGGAUCACCGACACUGUUCCAGAACUGGAGCUGCGUAAACUGGAGCGAGAUUUCUACCUGAGCAGCCUUUCCCAGCUUCACUCUGCUGAAAUGCAGGAGCAGCUCUUGUCUUGUCUCAGCAGCGACACCUACUCCAACCGGGAUCCCUGGGACAAAAAGGACUCGGGACGCUGGUCGCUGAGCCCCGCCGACGACUGCAGUUCGGGCGUCUGUUCCGACAGCAGCCAGCCAGAUGGGCAGCAGAGCGUCAGUCUGGAGCUGCUGGGCCACUCGCUGCCUCAGCCGUGCUGCUUCCAAGGGGUGGACGUUUGCAUCAGAGACUUCAACGGAACAACCAUCCAAAUCCGAGAGACGCGGCGGGUGAAGGUGGGCCACAUCGCCACCGGCAUCAGCGAUCAGAUCUCCGAGAGAGUUUUCACAUUGGAGACACAGCUGGGCUGUACAGUGGCUCACGACGAGGAGGUGCAGGAGUCGGGCCUGAACCUCUGCUGCAUCCUGGCUCCUGACUUCAGUGCCUCUUGGAAGUGGCGGAUCAGAGAUGGAGCGCUGGAAACCAGAUGAGAUUUAAAUGCAAAUGAAGUCCUUUUGAGAUUAUUUGUUCUGUCCUAAACUGGUCGUCGCAGUCCUUCACAUUGUAGGUAUGUGACGCUGUGGCUUUUAAUGAUAAAAAUGUACUUUGCCUUAACGAAAGAAGCAUCUGAAACAUCUAUUUCCACUGCAGGAAUUUCAUUCAGUGGUUACUUUAUGUACCGUACCAAAAAUCCCCGAUUGUGGAAAAAAAGAUAAAGAUUGCAAUAAAUGCCACAACAAUGUCCAUGUCA
Molecule: messenger RNA, 3141 nt
Organism: Phyllopteryx taeniolatus (common seadragon)
Lineage: Eukaryota; Metazoa; Chordata; Actinopteri; Syngnathiformes; Syngnathidae
Gene: map3k14a
Product: mitogen-activated protein kinase kinase kinase 14a
Exons: 16
Coding region: 290-2881 (863 amino acids)
Biological process (GO): positive regulation of canonical NF-kappaB signal transduction; protein phosphorylation
Molecular function (GO): ATP binding; protein kinase activity
Source: RefSeq, a predicted model, not a curated record